CGCUUCCACGCCCCUGCUUGCGUUGACACGAUCACGGAAGAGGCGGAAGACGCACGGAGGAAACAUAUUUAAACAACAUUAAAUGUUAAUGUUUUUAAUAAAGUACAAAUCAGAUAAUCUCAAACCCAGGAUCUAUCGAUGAGGAAGUUUAAAGUUUGUUUUAAAGCUGAAGAAGGAAAAGUCCGAACACGGAAAUGAGAGCUGGGAGGUCUGCGUGUCUCUGCUGGAGUUUGCUGUCUGUCUGCGUCCUGCUGGUCUCUGCAGACUGGAAAAUCAUCACAGCGGAUACUGGACAGACUGCCACUCUGUCGUGUCGAGGUCCAAACAGCGACAUCACAGGUGUGGAGUGGAGCAGAGCUGACCUGAAGACACAAUAUGUCCUUUUGUACCGGGACCAGCAGCUUGAUUCAGCAAACCAGCAUCCAAAUUUUAAGGACCGGGUGGAUCUGCAGGACAGACAGAUGACGGAUGGAGACGUGUCUUUGAUUCUGAAGGAUGUGAAGAUUGAGGACACGGGAACAUAUGAGUGUCGUUUGUUAGAUGGGAAGUCCAUCAGCAGCAUCUACCUGAGAGUUGUUCCUGCAGGUCAGACAGGAGGACAGAGUGGAGACGGAGUGAACGAGGAUGGAUUUGUUGGACUGAAAGCUGGUCUGCCCCUUCCUGCGAUGUUCAUCAUUGCUGGUGUUUUUUUAAUUUACCGAAAACAUAAAAAACGCAGGCGUCACGGUUUGUACUAUCAUGUGUGAACUGAAACUCUUUGUUGCACUACAUGAAGUAGGAAAAUGGUGGAGUGGUUUACAGUGGAGAUGUGGCCAUUACUUUUAUUUAUUGUUUGCACAGAAGGACAACAGAGCAAUGCUAAACUGUAGUAUGCUGGUAACAGAACUUUGGCUCUUUGCAACCAUUUGCACAGACAGUAUGCUAAUGCUAAGCUAAGUUAGCCAAUAACCCUGAGUGUUGCUGAAACUGGGUGUAUGCAGACCCCAGCCCAGCAGCCAGAGUCUGAACUGUAACAGGUAACAAAGGCAGAGAUGAUCAGUCAGACUUGAAAUUGCUGUUUCUACCUGUCCAUGUUUCUACAGUGGAGCAGCUGGUGAUCGCUUUGAAGUCUCUUUGGGCUGCUUUGUGUUGAAACCUUAAUAAUAAAAGAAAGAUCAUAUGUGUGUCCUCAUUAGGAUAGGGAUUUCUGUUGGUGUGUGGGACAGGGUGUCAUGACACCAAAGCUAGUUAUAAGACACAAACAGGAGAAGCAAACUGAGCUGUUAGAGUUCAUGACAGAAACUGAGUAAUAUGUCAUGUGACCUUGAUUUUUCCCUUUUCUCGGUGGCGGUUUUGUGAGGUGCAGAACUGUUGGACGAUUGUAAAGCUGAGAUCACAUGAACUCAGAUUAUAUCAAGUAAUUAGUAGACAUGGAAGUAUUUUUUUCUUCUCUCCAAAGUGUUAAGUGUUUUCUCUUAAAGGUGAAGCCAGUUUUCCUCUCUAUGAAUUAUAAUGUAAGAUGUCCUGGUUUUACAGUUUUGUAAACAAAUCUUUAUAUUUUAUAAGCUAAUGCUAAAAAAAAAUGUUUUAUUUGUGAAUGUGAAGAUAUCCUGUAAAUUGUCAGAUUAAUGUAACUAUUACAGUAAAAUGACUCUUUGCACAGAUAAAGAUUUACCUCCAUGUGUGAGUGAUGGAAGCAGAUGCUGUAUAGACAUAUUUGUGUUCACUGAAAGUCAAGACAAGAACGUCUCGUGUGGUGUGCACAUUUAAAAACAGGGUCUAAAAGGUAAAGAGGAUUGGGUAGACAGAGGAUGGAGGGUGGAUAAUUUUUUAUACAUGCAAAUAAGAAAAAAUGAUUAUAAUUAAGGAUUAAACCAUAUCGCUGUGCAUUCAUGCUACUGGAAGGAUUCAUUCAAUAGGAUAACAUCAACUUACAUCACUAAUGCAUUUAGUAUUUAAGUAUUUUCUUUAAAGUGAACAUAAAACGCUACAUGUAAAAAGGCUAAUCUACACCACGAAGCCACGCUCUAAAAAGCUUUCACAGAUUUAACACUGUCUGUGACGCUGGAAAUAAAGUUUCUAUUUGUAGAGUAUGUUUGGCACCAUGUUGUGCAAGUACAGCAUGUGAUGUUACUGGGUUGGUCGGCUAAUAGACUUCUAUUCAUUUAUGUUUGCUAACUAGCGACAGAUCAGAUCACUUAGUGCAAAGCAAGAAUACGAAAACUAAAAUCAGCAUUAGUUUUGUGAACCACCAGUGUACCUGACUCAAACAGGCUCUCCUCCUCAUUCUUAACACAGGUGGAUUCUCAUGUUUCAGUUCAGCUAGCCGACGUUGAAGAAUCACUUACUGCUAAAGAGACAGAGAGUGAAAGUGGACAGUUUAUCCUCAGUUUCUUAGUAUAAAAUAACUCAUUGUUGCAGACAGGGACAGUACAAAAUCAUCCCCUUAGACUGGUUUUUAGUUUUAGUUUCUAUGUUUUCUGCUAAGUUAUUGGUUAUGUCGUUAGUUAGCUAACAUAAACUUAUGCAUGUCUGUGAGUUGCAAGCAAUCAGCCAACCCAGUGAUGUCACGCUCUGUACUGACACAAGAUGGUGCUUAAUAAAAUGAAUCUUUAAACACUCACUAUUUUAAAUCCAGCUUCAGAGACAGUGUUACACCUCUGACAGUCUUUGACAGCAGGGCUCCAUGGUGUAAACUAACCUUUACACAUGUAGUGUUUUAUGUCCACUUUAAAUACAAUGCAGGGAUUUAGUGUAACACAUGGGAUACGUCCAAGUGAACACGUUGGUAAUUACUUAAAAGUCUUCUUAACUUACAAAGUUUUUCUGUCAGGCUGUAAAGAUGUCGUUAUAUAAACUUUGACAGGUGACAGGAUAUGAUGUAUGCUGCUGUAGUGAAACUGGAAUGGGGUUUAAAACAGAUUUUAACACAGAUAAUUUAUGCACUUUUUAAUUUUAUGAUCCUUAAGACUUUGAAAAAGUAUUUUCAUGAAGUCAGAUCUCCUAUCGUGAGAGCACAGGGUGCGCUUUACUGUGACAUCAGAGGCUGAGGAGGGGGAGAAGCUUCCACUUUAUCUUUGUGGUAAAACAUUUCACUGUGUUUAAAGACAUGAAUAAAAACUGUGUUAAAUCAG
Oreochromis aureus is the source of this 3113-nucleotide messenger RNA. RefSeq names its product butyrophilin subfamily 1 member A1-like. The transcript is spliced from 3 exons. Lineage: Eukaryota; Metazoa; Chordata; Actinopteri; Cichliformes; Cichlidae. The coding region runs from base 195 to 746 and encodes 183 amino acids. The record is from RefSeq and is a predicted model, not a curated record.